CACACCCUGGACCCCCUUGCUCUCCAUGAACAUCAGGGCGUGAGGCUGUUAUAAGGCACUUGGUUUCCCCUCUCUCCUGCCCCCCCCCCUGCGCCCCUUGACCACUUCCACCAUGGAUCAAGACUACGAAAGACGCCUUCUCCGCCAAAUCAACAUACAGAACGAAAACAUGAUGCCUUGCGUCGCCGACAUGAGGAGGACCCUGACGCCUUCGAAUUCCCCCGUGUCGUCUCCCAGCAAGCACGGCGACAGGUUCAUCCCAUCCCGAGCCGGGGCAAAUUGGAGCAUCAGUUUCCACAGGAUAAACGAAAACGAAAAGUCCCCGAGUCAAAACAGAAAAGCGAAGGACGCGACUUCAGACAAUGGCAAAGAUGGCCUUGCGUACUCGGCCUUGCUAAAGAACGAGCUCUUGGGAGCUGGGAUCGAGAAGGUUCAGGACCCCCAGACGGAAGACAGGAGGCUGCAGCCCUCCACGCCGGAAAAGAAGAGCCUUUUCACGUACUCCCUCACCACGAAACGCUCCAGCCCGGACGAUGGCAACGAGGUCUCCCCCUAUUCUCUCUCUCCCGUCAGCAACAAAAGCCAAAAGCUGCUACGGUCCCCUCGGAAGCCCACGAGGAAAAUCUCCAAGAUCCCCUUCAAAGUAUUGGAUGCCCCGGAACUGCAAGACGACUUCUACCUAAAUCUGGUCGACUGGUCGUCCCUUAACGUUCUCAGCGUCGGACUCGGGACCUGUGUCUACCUGUGGAGUGCCUGUACCAGCCAGGUGACCCGGCUGUGCGACCUGUCCGUGGAAGGCGAUUCCGUCACCUCCGUCGGGUGGUCAGAGCGGGGCAACUUGGUGGCGGUCGGGACCCACAAGGGCUUUGUGCAGAUCUGGGACGCCGCGGCCGGCAAGAAGCUCUCCAUGCUGGAAGGGCACACGGCCAGAGUGGGUGCCCUGGCUUGGAACGCGGACCAGCUCUCUUCCGGCAGCCGGGACCGGAUGAUCCUGCAGAGAGACAUCCGGACGCCCCCCAUUCAGUCCGAGCGUCGCCUCCAAGGCCACAGGCAGGAGGUCUGCGGGCUCAAGUGGUCCACCGACCACCAGCUCCUCGCGUCCGGCGGGAACGACAACAAGCUCCUCGUGUGGAACCACUCCAGCCUCAGCCCGGUCCAGCAGUACACAGAGCACCUUGCGGCCGUCAAGGCGAUCGCCUGGUCCCCCCACCAGCACGGGCUGCUGGCUUCCGGCGGAGGGACGGCGGACCGCUGCAUACGUUUCUGGAACACGCUCACCGGGCAGCCUCUGCAGUGCAUCGACACCGGGUCGCAAGUCUGCAACCUCGCCUGGUCCAAGCACGCCAACGAGCUGGUGAGCACUCACGGAUACUCUCAGAACCAGAUCCUCGUCUGGAAAUACCCGUCCUUGACUCAAGUUGCAAAGCUAACCGGGCAUUCUUAUAGAGUCCUCUACCUGGCGAUGUCACCCGACGGAGAGGCCAUCGUGACGGGCGCCGGGGACGAGACGCUGAGGUUUUGGAACGUCUUCAGCAAAACCCGCUCCACCAAGGAGUCUUGUGUCGGUCCUUAACCUCUUCACCCGGAUACGGUAGAAAAAAAAAACAGGGACCACG
Lacerta agilis (Sand lizard) is the source of this 1616-nucleotide messenger RNA. RefSeq names its product fizzy and cell division cycle 20 related 1 (gene FZR1). Gene Ontology annotation, biological process: anaphase-promoting complex-dependent catabolic process; positive regulation of anaphase-promoting complex-dependent catabolic process; positive regulation of ubiquitin protein ligase activity. Gene Ontology annotation, molecular function: anaphase-promoting complex binding; protein binding; ubiquitin ligase activator activity. The record is from RefSeq and is a predicted model, not a curated record. Gene Ontology annotation, cellular component: anaphase-promoting complex. Lineage: Eukaryota; Metazoa; Chordata; Lepidosauria; Squamata; Lacertidae. The transcript has 13 exons. The coding region runs from base 113 to 1573 and encodes 486 amino acids.